Molecule: messenger RNA, 771 nt
Organism: Hermetia illucens (black soldier fly)
Lineage: Eukaryota; Metazoa; Arthropoda; Insecta; Diptera; Stratiomyidae
Exons: 3
Coding region: 287-721 (144 amino acids)
Source: RefSeq, a predicted model, not a curated record
AAUCUCAUAUAAAAACUGUCAAAAAUUUCGCAUUUGUGAAAUAAUUUCGCACCGUGGUACUAAGUUUUUCGCACGAAAAAAUUUCGACCAAAUUAGCUAAGACACAAUUAUCCACAGAAAUCUACACACAGUUGUCAAAUUUCCGUGCGAAAACAAUGCACCUACACAUUAUUUUCGCGCGAAAAUAUGACAGAUAGGCAGAUUAUAAACUGACUGACCAACAGUCUAUAAAAUUCUAUUGUGUUUGGCUAUUGUAAGUGGACGGACCUAAUUUAUAAAAUUUAAAAUGAAAAAGUUGAGUGUAGAUGAAAAGAAAAAAUUUAUUAAAAUUUUAAAAGAAAAUAGUGUUGUGUGGGAUUUGUCCGAAGCAGGGCAUCGAAAAAGUACGGCAUUGGCUGCCGCUUGGGAGAAGAUUUCCAAAGAAAUGAAAAGACCAGUUGCGGAAUGCAAGACCAUUUAUAGAUCUUUUAAAGAUUUAGCACGUUAUAGGGGAAGGAAAAAACAGUGCCAAAAAUCCGGCAGUGAGCUAAUUCUAGAUGAAAGUGAAUCUCCCGAAACUUCGAUUGGCAAUGAAGAAGAUUGUGCAGAAUUUUCAGUUUGUUUGGAUUUUUUGCAGCCAAAUUCGUCCAAAAGAAGGACUCUUUCAACAAGCACAAUAGCCACCGAGGAGGAUGUUUCGAGCCCUGCAUCAGAUGGUUCGCAGUACAAUUUCGUAAGUUAAUAAAACAAUGUUUUAGACGGUUCGACUAACUAAACCCGUUUUACUUUUAG